AUGCACCACGUCAAGCCAGAUGCUUCCUUCGCUCAGGCGUAUAACGCGAUAAAAGCGUACUUUGACACACCCAACAACCAGACAGAUUACUACCAGGAGUGGACCACAGUCACCCUGGCCGGAGAGCGCCAAAGCAAUCCUGGCAAAUUGUUGGUUGAGGUUGUAGAUCUCAUGGUCGAGAAACUUCAUUUAUGCCAGCAAGCGUUAGGAUCGGCAUAUGCUAGUGAUGAACACCUCAUCGCCGGUAUCACGAGAGCGUACAGGAAGUUUAUAGGACGCACAAAUCGUCACGACUAUCCUAUAUCGCGUCAAGAAUACCGACGCAAGAACUGUGACGAUGCUAAACAACUCAGGAAGAGCGAUAGAAGGUGCUUUAUUUGUCAUCGAGAGAACUGCCGCUCAUGGAAGCAUUCUGAAGAAGAACGCCGCGAAGCGCAAGAUCGAUAUGACCGCUAUCGACAGGUGGAUGGAAGGAAGAGGCUGUCAACCCACGCUUACCAGACCUUCUUGCAGGAAUAUGAAGGCACUUCGUCGGACGAGGAAGACGAGGAUUCCACUGAGGAGGAGGUUAAGCAGGACGUGGCCACCGCUCAAGCAAGGACUAUAUAG
Messenger RNA from Talaromyces stipitatus ATCC 10500, 609 nucleotides. RefSeq lists its product as uncharacterized. The transcript has 2 exons. The record is from RefSeq and is a predicted model, not a curated record. The coding region runs from base 1 to 609 and encodes 202 amino acids. NCBI's taxonomy places the organism in Eukaryota, Fungi, Ascomycota, Eurotiomycetes, Eurotiales, Trichocomaceae.